AUGGUACCGAGUACCCACCUGGUCCGGAAACCCUCAGGAGUGGCGCACCUUCAAGAGGGAGAUGAAUUGGUGGAUUCGUCUCUCGACGCGGACCAGUGCAGAAAGUUCAACGUUGCUGCACGGUGGGCCCUACGCCAAUAUGGCGUGGUUCGAGCGAGAUGUGAAGAAUUUGAUCCAGCGGAUCUUGAAGGGACACCGGAAGAUGUCAUGGUGGAUCCCGACAGCGGCGAGAAGGUGGUUCGAGCUGCAGCUGAUCCGUUCAGCGGCCUUCGAAAGCUGAUGACAGCUUUGGAGUCGACGGAGGGCAAGUCCGCCUUGGAUCGCAAAGGAGAACUUCGAUCCUUGUACUACCAGGAGAUCAAGCGCAAUCCUGGAGAGCGCAUCAGCGCCUUUUGCACCAGAUUUCGCACGCUGGUGGCAGAGCUUCGUCGAGAAGGCAUUGCAAUGCCUGAUGAGGAGAUUGGUUGGAUGCUCAAGGAGCGCCUUGGCCUCGACGCCAUCCGGAAGCAGCUUCUCGAAACGGCCUUAGCUGGCCGUGAGUCUUACGACAUGGUGGAAGCCGAGUGCCUCCGACUUUUUCGAGAUUUGCACUCGUCCGAUCCUUUGAAUCGGACCAAGCACUUCGAGAAGGCACCACUGCUUCAGAGGUUUUUGCAGCCCCAUGACCGCAAUAGCUCAGCAUCCUCCUAUAGGCCCUCGACCUCAGCAAGUUCGACAGCCCCCUCAUCCAGGUCUUUCAGAUCUCAGAGCUCUUUGUCCAGUCGGCCACCGUUCAAGAAGUUUGGACCUCAGCCUCGACAGGCUUUGGUGGCCGAAGGUGUUGAAGAAGAUGAUGCACCGCCAGAAGGCGAUGAGGAAGAGCUGAUCCCUGAUGACACACAACAUGGUCUUGCGGAAGGCCUCACCAUCGAGGAAGUGCUCCAGACGGAAGCUGAGUUGUUAGCUUCUGAACUUCAGGAGCUUGAAACUGAUGGUUGCGAUCCCCAUGUCCUUGAAGAGCUCGAGAGUGGCAUGGAACAAGCUGCAGAGAGCCUCCUGACCAUGCGAGAGGCUCGAACGAAGAUUGCUGAAGUGAAGAAGGACCGUGGCUACGGCAAGGCAGCCGUCGGUGGUCCACGAUCCAUGAAGCCGCACGGCAACGAGAUCCCCAAGCAGAAGAGCACGACCAAGUGUUUUGACUGCGGUGAAACUGGCCAUUGGGCUGGUGAUGCUGGCUGCAAAGCCCCUGGUGCUGGAUUGGCCAAGCCAAAAGGCCGUGGAAAGGGCACUCCGCCUGCCAAGCAAGUCAGGGUGACUGAAGCCCUGAACACAGAGCAUGUUGUUCCGCCCUCAGCUGAUGAAGAUGAGCAUGAGGUCAUGGCGGUCUCAAAUGAAGAGUGCUUCACCAUGCCGCUGUCCGAAGUGUUGAACCAGCAGCACGUGAAGACUUUGAGCGUGCUCUGCCUCGCUCAGGACAAAAAGUUCGCGGGCGCCCUCGACUCGGCCUGCAACCGGACUUGCGCCGGAAGUUCAUGGUUGGCCUACUACUUGGCGUCCCUCUCCAAAGCCCCCAAAGAGAUCCAAGACCUCAUCAUCGCCGUGAAGGAAGAUGAGUUGUUCAGGUUUGGCAAUGGAGGGACACAGCGCAGCACCAUUCGCUACCGGUUGCCCAUGACCCUCGGAUCUUCGUUGGUGUUGGUUUGGGUCUCCAUUGUUCCGGUCCCCUCACUUGGACUCCUCCUCGGUCGAGACUACUUGAGUGCCAUCGGUGCGGUCCUCUCGUUCGGUCGGAAGAAGUUGAGGGCUGAUUUGGUGAAUGGUGAGAUGUUGGAACUUGGACAGUUGGCCGCAGGUCAUUUCGCCUUGCCUCUCCAGCCAACCACUUGGCCAAGUCCGGGCACUCAACGAUGGAGGAAACUGGGACAGGACGGGAUCAUCGAGUUGCAGUUGAAUAGUUUUGAUUUUUGGAAGCGACAGUUGCAGUUGAAGCUUUCUCAUUUGGAUGUUUGUUUUGAUGCUGCCCAUGCACCACACGAGCAUUUGGUGACAGAGCACGGCAUCCAAGCUGCGACGUCGGCCUGGGCUCAAGCAAUGAAGGCGAAUCAUCCUCCGCCUUCGAAAACGGGCAGAAUGGCACGCCCAUGGCUUGCUCUUGUGGCUCUUGCCGCGACUCGACCACAUCUGCGGUACGCGCCCUUUCCGUACCCCAGCAUCAGCCACACCAAACAUUGGCAAGAACAAGCCGAGUCCAUGAUCCUCCAGAAGCCAAAAGCUUUGGCGCAAUUUCACUGGCAGCGAGCUCGCCACCAGGAACAGCCUGUCUACACGACCAAGAACUUGAUGGAGUUGGGGCAGUUCCGCAAUCGAGUUGGCCUCGAGUUCGCUUUCAUGGAGGACAACAUGUUGCAGGGCAUGCUGGCGGCAAGAUCCAGCAAGGGCAUCAAGUCUCAGAUGCGCCGCGAAGCCAUCGCAGAGGCGCAGAUGGAGGCAGAGGAGACGGCGAAACGUGGAGAGAAGAUGACAGCAGUUCGAGCCCUGAUCGGACCCAAAGGUGGCCUUCCGACUUUCAUCAAGCUCGCCGCGCUCCUCAACGUGACGGUGGAUUCCAAGAUGACCGUGGAGGACAUCAAGAAAGCUUGUCGUCCCAUCGUUCAGGACAUCGCCAAGACUCCGACAAGCAAGGCCAGUCCGGCCAUGAGCUCCACCGACAAGCACGCGCCCAAGCCUUCAAUGGCAAAGUCGGCAGCUCCUCCGCCAAUUCCGGAGCCAAAAGCCCCUGGGGUGACAGCUCAAGAAGUACAAGAAUUGCUGACCCUGCAGGAUCAGAAGUUUCAGGGCAUGCUGAACCAAGUGCUUCAGAGCGUCAACAGUCUACAUGGCGCAGCCCGUGGUCCCGAUCCUUCCUACCAGUGGACGAUGAUGCAGGACACUCAGAUGGGCUCUCCGGAGGAAGAGCACAGCUGGACGCCGCAAGAGAUUCAAGAGCUGAACCGCGACUACUACCAGUCCGACGCAGAGUGGAGGCAGGACGUGAAGCCCGGUCAAGCUCAGCUCAUUGCAGAUGCUUGGCGACGCCACGAGCGUGAGAGAAAGCUGAUUUCUUUGAGUGCCAAAGAGGUCAAUGAGAUCUAUGAGUCGCAAUGGACAAGUGACAUGGACCACUUCCAAGACGAGACCUUUGUCACUUGCCUCACCCUUGACCUCAAGAAUGAUGCUGACCAGUCCGUCGAGCAUGACGCUCUUGCGAAUGUCACCGUUCCAAAGAAUGCCCAAGUCUCUGCCAAGACCUUUCAGCCUGUGAACCCCAAGACCUUUGUGACUGAGGUUUACACCACUACGGAGCGAGUGGCAAAGACAGCAAAAGCGCGAGGACACAAGGUUGGUGAUUCUAUGAGCUUGGAAAGUGGUUGGAACUUCCUCAAGCCCCUUGACCGACAAGCUGCGAGGCGCAAGCUGGCAUUGGAGAUGCCUUUCUUCCUGGUUUUGGCCUUCCCUUGUUCUUUUUGGAGCAUCCUGUUGAACCUCAACCAUCCGAAGAAUGCCCAGGAGCUCUACCAACAGGCCAUCACCCUGUUGCGCUUUGCAAUUCAGUUGGCAAAAGAUCAACGCCAGCGUGGCUGUCACUUCAUCCUGGAGAAUCCUCAAAGCUCCAGGGCACGGUCGCUUGAAGAGAUGGUCAAGGCACUUUCCACGUUGGAGGCUCUGAUUUUCACCAGCCACUAUCCCUGGGCCCUUGCAAAAGCCCUGGUUGUUGGAAUGGAACAUCAGUUCGAACAGGACUUCCGAAAGCCUCACUACACCCUGGCCGUCGAAGAUGGUGAGGAGGAUGUGGAUGAGCGCAUGCCUGCGGUUGACCUAGAUGAGAGCGACUCAGAUGUCGCAAACGAAGAAGGCUCAAAAGCCCCAAAGAUUUCGGCAAGCGCCAAGCAAGCUUUGAAGCGCCUACAUGAAAACACCGGACAUCGUUCUGGCCGUCGUCUAGCAAGAGCACUUGCUGUGUCAGGAGCCCCUCCAGAGCUGAUCUAUGCAGCACGGCAUUUGAAGUGCUCCAUUUGUGAUGAACAACGAGCUCCAAAGGCCCGACGACCAGCAACGCUCCCAGUUCCAAAAGAUGUUUGUGAUCAAGUGCACGUUGACAUCUUUGAAGCCUGGGACAUCAAUGAAAAGCGCUUUUACGUGGUGCACGCCAUUGACUUUGUCUCCCGGCUGCAGAUGGCUGAAGUGUUGGAACACAAGAGCUCCAGCAUGGUCGAGCGCUUCUUUCGAACCCGUUGGUUGCCCGUUCUUGGAGCAAUCCUGAAGGGCAUCAUGCGAGCUUGCAUCAAGGCUCACUCCGCAAUGGGCAAGGAAGACCUCGACAUUUGCUUGCAAGAGUUAGUUGCCGCCUACAAUGGUGACAUCAACGACGCUGGAGUGUCGCCGACGCAAGCCGAGUCUUGCUCGGCAAGUGGCUAUGCGGGAGACCACAAGGCUUGCAAUGGGGUUCGUUUGCACUUCUCCAAAGGUGACAUCGUCUACUUCUUCCGGCAAACUCGCUACAACAACAAGACAAUGUGGAACCUCAUGCUGAACCCCGUCAGCUCCCUGCUUUACCUGAAGAAGCUCCGGCUGAUUUACCUCCUCUACAACCGCGUGAGCUGGUGCAAGCACUGGGACCUUCUGUACCUGCCCCGUCGACAGGUGGCUGGUGUGUCGGCCCAGAGCAGUCAACUAGAUGAUGACGCUGGAUCCACGAAACGUCCAGCUGAACUUGAUGCAGAACAACUUCGCCAAGAAGCUGAACAGAGUCGCGCAGAACCGGCUCUCCCUAUGCCAGUUCCUGAAGCAGCUGGCUCAGAAGCUUUGCAGGUGACCCAUGAAGUGUUGGAAACUUUGGCCUUUUCACAUGUUCAUCCUCUACGGCAAAUUCAACAGAUGGCCGAGCUUGAUCGUCAAGAUCCCUUGUCCGCCUUGGUGCAUGAUCACGGCACUUGGCGUGGAAACUGGCCCUUGCCUUCGAGGACCGAGUUCAAAAAGAGGCAAACUUUGAAGCAACUAUGGCCGCUGGGCAACAAUGAUGCUGCCCAAGAAGUUUUUGCUGUGUUGACAGCCCGGAAGGAACGUUCUUGGACACAGAUGACUGCGCUUGAGAAAAAGGAGUUCCGUGAAGCAGCCACCAAAGGCUGGUCUGUUUGGGUUGAGAACGAUGCCAUCGAGCCCCUGCCGGAUGAUGAAGCUUUGAAGAUUCGUACCAAGUUGAAGGCUGAAAAUGAAAGCCACCGCAUUUUGGUUCCUCGCUUCGUCUACACCGACAAGAAUGAGGGCCUUCGAACUGAGCAGCAAGACCUUCCACUGAAGGCCAACGCAAGAUUGGUCGUGCCCGGCUACCAGGACAUCUCAGCCUAUGGCCUUCGCUGUGACGCUCCUACUGCUUCGAGGACCUCGCAGCACCUGUUGCUGACUUUUGCUGCUAGCAUGAAGUGGCGGUUGGCGAGCGCUGACAUCAAGUCCGCCUUCAUGAAGGGCGAAGAAUUUGGUCCAGAAGAACGUGUUUUGUACUUGGCCAACAUUCGCACCAAGGCAGCAGAUGAGCCUCAGCUUCCCUUUUCUUCGUUUGGCCUAUGCCGCGUGAAGAAAGGUGUUUUUGGUUUGGCCGACAGCCCUCGACGCUGGCAAAAGCGACUUUGCAAGUCUGUGCAUCGCCGCGGCUGGCGCAUGUCUUCCCUGGACUCAGCUAUGUGGUUCCUUUGGUCGACAGAUGGCUCCAAGCUUGAAGGCAUCCUCAUAUCCCACGUUGAUGAUUUGUUGCUUGGAGGAAACCAGAGAGCCCAUGAGACAUUGAAGUCCCUUGGUGAAGAAUUGGGCUUCGGCUCUACGUCCUCCGGAACCAUCACCUACUGUGGCAAGAAGAUUGAGCAGCGCUCGGACUUCUCGAUUCGAGUGUCGAUGGAGGAAUACCACCAGAACAUUCAACAAGACGCUUAUGACAAGUCCUGCUCCGAGACCCCGAGUUACGGGUUGCCUGAGCCUCGUUUUUCCCGAAAGGAGCUUCCAUAUCGCUCCACCUUUGCCCGCUUUGAUGGCAAACACAGUUGCCAAUGGCGCCAACUUGAAGCCAACGAGGAUUUGAACGAGCUUCCGAACGCUCGUCGACCGCUUGAAUCAGUGGCGGCCCGCCUGAUCACGGUGUUUGGAGCGCAUCCGACACAUGUGCAAGAAAAGAAGAAGAUCGACUGUGGAAACGCUGUUUUGCCUUCAGUGUCGGAUGGCCGAUCGUGA
Messenger RNA from Durusdinium trenchii, 6237 nucleotides. The record is from the annotation of a GenBank genome assembly. Lineage: Eukaryota; Dinophyceae; Suessiales; Symbiodiniaceae.